CGUUACAGUUUUAAAAACAGAAUAGUUCUACAGGAAGCCAGCCGGUUUCCUAUCUCAAAAUGAUGUGUUUGUUUACUUCCUUUAUUCUAGUUGCUUUAUGUCCCUCUUUUCGUUGUCAAAACAAAAACUGCUGUAUCGAGUUGCAUGUCGAACGCGUACUUCGCAAAGGCAACCGAAGUAAACAGAAUUAAAAUUUUAGAAAUUCGCUGACUCCGCUUUAAUUUACCUGGUAAAAGAUGAUUUGUGUGGAAUCUCAGGCCGUCAAUCAUAUGAACUCUGCCCGUGAAUAUGGCUCGGCCAACAACCAAAAUGACAGCGAUAUUGAAAAUAAAUAUGAAGAACAAAGUAACGAGGACGAGAACACUACUGCGGAAGUAUUUGUGCGUCUAACUGACAUGGUUCGAAGACACUACUGUGGUUACCUUGAAAAGCAGCUACUGGAGAAUGUUCAGACUUGGCGCGAAAAUAAAUCGCAGCCUGAGCCAGAAGCAGCCACCGACCUGCAACUCAAAGAGCAAACUGCACUGAAGGAAUGCUGUCGCGUGCUUGAGGAUAAGGCUUUGAAGGCGUGUAUGCAUGCCCGACGCUACCAGCGCAGUAUGUUAAAGAUAAUUGCAGAAGUGAGACGCAGUACACAAGAAUUUCGUUUAGAAGGCCAAUUAAGAAAACUAAUUGCUACUGGUGAAGAUCCUACGAUCUCGACCGAAGUUGCGCAUCGACAAAAAGCAACACAAACGGAUGAAAGCCUGCUCUGCUCUAAUGAAUCUUCCAGAGGACCAGUGACUGAUAAUGACAUCAGUUUAUCGCUGCAGCAGAAGAUUGAAAUGUUUCAAGAGCGUCUCAAUCAAGAAGCAGCGUUGAAAGUAGCUGCGACACAUAAAGAAUGUUACAAAAGAGCCUCACGCCACUCCACACAUAAUCCCUCAAAUCAUAGGCUACAUGUGCGGCAUCACCAAAAGCAUAGUAGACGUAGUUCGAACAAUAGCAGUAAAGUUUCACGAUGCAUAGAGCUAUAUGAAAACGAUGGAAGAACCAAGCCUGCUUCAAAUGUAACAACAGUUUCAAUGAAGCACGAUGCCGUCAGAGAAAAUACUGAUUCGGAAGCAAUGCCACCGCCUAGUUGCGAAAGUGCCGAAACGACGCACAACACUAUACCCGCAGUUAAUUGCCCCACCGUACCACAAAGUGCAGUUGACGACGACUUACUGGAGCAGGAUGAUGAAAUUGCUAAGGAACUCGCGCAGCUUUUCAGCGAAGAGAAAUCUGAAUUGGAGGAGCUGCUUGGCCUUAAUACAAACUCAGAAAUAGACGAUCCACAAGUACGGAGCGUACUCGAAGAGAUUGAGAAGGCACCACUAUCACGCGAACUGAAACUUAGUACUGCAUGCAGUGCUGGCCAACACAUGGGCUGUUCGCCAGAGAAACAACAACGGCAGACAUCGCCUAUAAAAUUAAAUGGUGCGCUGCAUAUUUCUGCAUCACCUUUUGUAGAAUUUCAUGAUCAAACUAGUUUGCCACAUUACCGUCCAUCCUCGAGUCAUAGUGAACGACCAGUUAAAAACUUGCGGCACAGCCUAUGGCCAUGCGAAUUGUUUAUGCAACGUCGGCGGCUUACGACUUCAUUAAGUCGUUUAAUUGAAGAAGAUUUUCGCUGGCAUGAACUGAUCAAAUGGAAAUUCGAUAUGCUAUUCGGUGAGGAUAGCGAUGAUGAAUUUUCCACUUGCAGUCCAUCAAUCGAAUUAGAUGAAGUACUUAUCUGCAGUUGUAUACGUCGCAUCUCACCGUGGAUGGUGAAGCAUUUGAUGAAACCGAUGCAUGACGGUUUGAUAGCCAAUCGUUACCUGUUUAAAAAAUUGGCAAAGCGUCUUGCGCAUUCAAUUGUUGUGGAAAAUCAAUAUCCAGGUGAGUGGGAAUUAAGAGUUAAAAAUCAGUUUUUCUAAUAAAUAAUCAUUAUUUACUCCAUUAAAUCGGUGGAUAAUACGUUUUAGUGUAAGCUACUUAAAAACGUAUAAAAAAAUAUAAUUUCGAAAGAAAUGUCUGUUACUAUCUCUGUAACUUCGUUAAAAAAUGUAUUGAAGAAUGAGCUUUAACAGGAAUAAUUCGAA
This is a messenger RNA of Rhagoletis pomonella (apple maggot), 2105 nucleotides long. RefSeq lists its product as uncharacterized. The transcript is spliced from 3 exons. Lineage: Eukaryota; Metazoa; Arthropoda; Insecta; Diptera; Tephritidae. The record is from RefSeq and is a predicted model, not a curated record. Bases 237 to 1940 code for a protein of 567 amino acids.